Hippocampus zosterae (dwarf seahorse) is the source of this 3590-nucleotide messenger RNA. RefSeq names its product G protein-coupled receptor 146 (gene gpr146). Gene Ontology annotation, molecular function: G protein-coupled receptor activity. Gene Ontology annotation, cellular component: membrane. Gene Ontology annotation, biological process: G protein-coupled receptor signaling pathway. The record is from RefSeq and is a predicted model, not a curated record. The coding region runs from base 623 to 1660 and encodes 345 amino acids. NCBI's taxonomy places the organism in Eukaryota, Metazoa, Chordata, Actinopteri, Syngnathiformes, Syngnathidae. The transcript has 3 exons.
UUAAGAGAUAAUGACUGUCCCAAUAAUUUGGAAAAAGUCUUAAAUAAAGUAAGUCUUAGGUAAAAUUGUCCCAAAAAAUAUACAGUAUAAUAAUAAUAAUAACAGAUUACACAACGUGGAGCCUCACCGACUAAAUGAUAACGUCGGCUUUCGCGAAGUGUGAGAUCCCCCCCUCCCCAGCAGCCCCUCUGCUUCUAAUCAGCACGACGUCGCGAGUUUGGCGAACACCAUCUGCCAAAAGCUUGGCCCCAGCCGAGUGAAACUCAACCCAGAUGCCUGCUUGCUUUUUUGGCAGCGCCGAGCGGAACCGCGGUUCCGCCUCCGCCCAACAGGGGGCCCUCUAGCGCAGCGGCAACAACACAACGCGUGGCCCCCGGCGAGAUGGAACGUGACAAAUAUUGAAUGACGCGUGUUGAGAUUCCGCGUAGACUGAGUCAUCUGGCUCGCGACUCACAGGAAUUUCUCUGGGAUUUACUGCUACGAAAUGGUUGAACCAGUGGCGUCCAGACAGUGUGCAAACUAAAAUCCCCCAGUCUGGAGACGGGAGUCCUUCUCCAGGGGUCCGGCAUGGAGCGGCCAAAGAAACGUUCCCGCUUCCUGCUGUCUGCAGCCGGCGAGCUUUAUGAACUCUGAGUCCACCUGCUGCCGGGGUCCAGCGAUGUGGAUCUGCAUGGUUUACAACGAGACGGAAAGCAGCGUGGACUUCCGCCUGUGCCAGGACUUUGGCCUGAUCCUGUCCGUGCUGUCCCUGGUCUAUUUGCUGGUGUGCUUCCCCUUGGGCCUGUGCUACAACAUGCUACUGGUGGCCGUCAACCUCUCCAACAAGGUAUCCAUGACCAUGCCCGACGUCUACUUUGUCAACAUGGCCAUCGCCGGCCUGGUGCUUAACGCGGUGGUGCCCGUGGAGCUGCUGAGCUCCACCUUCACCCGCUGGCACGCGUGGGAGUACACCAACGAGGUGUACAUCACGCUGCUCAUCCUCUUCAACAUCUCCUCGCUGGUCAUCAUGUACUCCACCACGCUGCUCAGUCUGGACUAUUAUAUCGAGCGCGCCCUGCCCCGUACCUACAUGUCCAGCGUGUACAACACCAAGCACGUUUGCGGCUUCAUCUGGGGCGGCGCCGUGCUCACCAGCUUCUCCUCGCUGCUCUUCUACGUGUGCAACCACAUCUCCACCAAGAUGGCGGAGUGCUCCAAGAUGCAGAACAAGGAAGCGGCCGACGCCAUCAUGAUGUUCAUCGGCUACGUGGUGCCCGCCGUGGCCGUGCUGUACGCCUUCGCGCUCAUCCUGCGCAUCCGGAAGGAGUCCACGCCGCUGGACCAGGACUCGGCCCGCUUGGACCCUUCCAUCCACCGGCUGCUGCUGGCCUCCGUGUGCGUGCAGUUUGCGCUGUGGACUCCGUACUACGUGACGCUCCUGGUGCACACGGUGGCCGGCGCGCCGGGCUACGUGGGCGCCCCGCGCUACCUGCCCACCUACUAUUUCCUCCGUUGCGUGUCCAAGCUGCUGGCGUUCUCCAGCAGCUUCGCCAUGCCGCUCAUGUACCGCCAGAUGAACAAAAACUUCUCCAACAAGCUGCGACGACUGCUGGCCAGGCUGCAUUGCCGGGACCAGUCGUGUCCACACGAACGCUCCACAGUGCAGCAAGUGGUCACGUGAAGCUCCCCCGCCACAUUUUCCCUCUCACGCCCCCCCCCCCCCCCCCCCCCCCCCCCCCCCCCCCCUCCAGAGCCAGUAUCUCGCCGCCGCCACGCCCUCGCCGCUUUGGACUGCGUUAAAGCGCGACAUAGCAAACUGUGGAAUUUCCUGUCCCCUUCUGGAGCGCGAGCCGACGGAUCCAAGAAACCACUAAGUGCUGCCAUUUUGCGGGUGUGUGGGUGUGUGUGCGGGUGUGUGUUUGCGUGUGACCAAGGGAAGCUCUCCACUAAGUCACUUUGGCCCGCAUCAUCAGCUCUUAGCUCCUCACCAUUGCAGCGGCCUGACAUCCUGGCAAUGUGAUCAACACGCGAAUGUCACGGCACAUUCGAUAAGCUCUUCGAUAUCUCGCCGCUUGGAAUGCAACUACGAAACGGAGUCAGAGAAACAUCAGCUAGCUAUGUUCUCAACGCAGUAUGUAUCACAAGAGACGAGCUGCUUGGCCUUUCGAUGAACUCAAACUUCUUGUGGUUUUUUUUUCCUCAGCUGCCGGAAUUCCAUCGUUAUUGUGCCAGAAAAUGGCGUUAAGUUUUGGCAUCGGAAAUCAACGUUGGCAUCGUAGAAAAAGAUUUACAGGUCGUUCUGCUCCCUUCAAAUGCGUGAGCACCCUUUUCAAAUGUAGUUUUUAAGUGUUUGUCUGUAUUUGGCAACCUGGGGGGUCAAAUUUGUGGUUAGCUAGGAUAGGAUACGCGCUAUAGAAAAUGAAUGUAUAAUAUCUGUAUGGUAUACGGUAUGCUUUUUCCGCGCCAAAACUUUUUCUACAAUGCCAAAAAUUGUUUCAUUUGAAAUUGCAGUAUUUUGGAACAACGCAUUGUUACCUAGAAGUAGCUCCGCGAUCAGGAUGUUAUUUCAGAUUCCGUUUUGAGAAAUGCCUUCACGUGUAAAUAACCAGACCGCUUUGUUGUCGUUCGGGGUUCACACAUAACCGCGUUACCUCAUCACGCAGCAACUCAUCAAAUUUCCAGCAAGAAUUUGGCUCCCGUGUAAGUUCAUUAGCAUUUGUUUCCAUUAGCAUUUGCUACCCAGGCUGCUAAUUAAGAAAAGCAUAGAGUUGCUGACUUCUUAUUUUGAGUUGAGCACUUUUAUUGUUUGAUAGCGCAUGUAGAGAAAUGUGGCAAACGCAACUUGACUUUCGAGUGUAAAAAACAACUUUCGGCGAUUCCGCUGUUACAUCAAGACGGAGAAAAUUGUUUUGAAUUUGAUUUGGUUUUAUUCACUCGACCGGAUGGCAUCCAUUUAUAGAAACUCUAAUGUGCUCUUAUUGAUUAUCAAACACACAUAUGUCCCAUCGGUUAAUCAUUAGCUGCUCAAAGUCCAGUGUGGCUAUUCAUACAGUACAAUACACCUGACAUUUUGGCUGUCGGCCCAUUGAGUUAAACCUGAGCUCCUUCCCAAAAUUCCAACCGGAUCAUGAGAUCUGAUUACGUAAUGUUGUCAUAUCAACGACAUUUUGAACUUUUACAAAUUGCUGCAUGUUCAGGACGAAUUGAUUCGAGUCGAUUUUUUUUUUUACCCCCAGCAUGUUUCUACACCGCCACCUGCUGGACAAACACCAUCAUUUGGUAAUUCUGGCUGCAUUUGUGAUCAAGACUUGGCAUUGAUUUCAACUUGAACAGCCUCCAAGUUCUCAGUUAUAUCAUGCAAUGUUCAUACUUACAUACCUCAUACGGUCCAACUGAGUCCACUUAUGCCCCCCCCCACCCGCUGCGUAUGAGUGAAUAUGAUGCAAAAUGAAUGUGUAUAUAUUGUGAGUGAGAGACAUACUGUACUCUAGGGUGCUCUUCCAACAUGUAAGGUGAUUUUAUUGUACUCCCUCACCCCCCAGAGAUUUAUCUAGAUUCUCUAAGUAAUCUACUGUCAUCUGAGUCAAAGACUGAAUAAACCUUAAACUAAC